AUGGCCAGGCGCCGGCGCCGGCGCGGCGAGUUUUUCUUAUCUGAACCAAUAAUCCGUCGCAUACAAUCUUUUCUCAAUGGAAGAGAAGCUGCCCAAACGACUGUCCUGUCUAAAUCUUGGCGCCAAGCUUGGCUCACUCGCCCCAACUUGGACUUCGAUUUCUCCCAACUUUCAAUUGUUGUUGAAGUUUCAGAGUUAAUGGACAAGACUAUUCGAAGGUACGAAGAAUCGAACCUAAAGAUUGAGAGUUUGAGUCUAAUAAUGGGUUCUUCGAAUUGUUUAUGUGAAGAUCUGAUUAUUAAAGCACUUAGAAUGGGUGUUACUCGUCUUAGCCUUCAAUUAUCGAAUGAAAACGGUUGCGAUCAAGUGCUGGCCGAGGUGCUUGGAUCUGAACACCUUGUUGAAUUAUCUCUGCAAGGUUGCAGAAUUGCCCCAAGUCCGGAGCAUAAGAUAGGAUGUUCGAGGCUCAAAUCACUCAGUUUGAGCGAGUUCAAGUUAGAAAGUGAUGAAGUGAUUUUUGGCUUACUUUCUGGAUGCCCUUUGCUCGAAAACCUGUCGCUCACAGGAUUCGUCCAUGGUACCGUAAGUCUUCCUAACUUGCCGAACUUGCCGAAGCUUAAGCGUCUGGAGCUGAGGUAUCUGAGAAUUAAUUCCUCGUUUUUGGGUGACUUGUCUUGUAAAUUUCCAUUGCUGAGAAGUUUCGCCUUUCGGUGUUUCUAUUUGGAAUCUGAUUUAGUCAUUUCCAGCCCCUCAAUCGAGCAUUUAGACAUCGAAACAGAGAGGAUUUUGGGGCCAGUAAGGUUGGAGUUUGAUGUUCCGAGUAUUCGCAAGUUUGAGUUUAAAAGCUGGGAGAAUCUGCCACCUUCUUCCCUGUCUUUUAAAUCAACAAGUUUAAGAGAAUGGGAGUCUCAUUUAUACAUAAAGUCGCAUUGUUGUGUUGGUACUGUGGGUGUCAUUGGGUUGAACAAAUUAUUAACCAGUUUAGGACAGUCCAAAAUUCAUCUCUGGAUAGAAGUAUACAAAUACAACAGCGAACGUAGCUUCAAUUAUGACGUGUGGGAGUUCAAUGGCUUGACAUUGCACCAAGUCGAGGAGUUGACGAUAGAUGGGAUGGACUGCAAAGUUCCGUCUUUGACUAAUUUUGCUCUUUUUGAUGGUUUGUUUCGGUUGUGCCGCCCAAAGUUGAUCACUCAGCAGAAUCAGGCUUCUUACCAGAGUGAUUUCCUUUUUAAGACAUUUCUCAGACACGGGACAAAUCACGUAUGCUCGGCUAGGAGCCUUUGUAUGUAUGGUUUACGGCAGCUUGAGGAAGUAAGAGGUCAGAUUUUUUAUGAAGAUGUUGACACUUGGCGGCUAAUUCCAUUGGAUGCCUGGGAUGCUUUUAAGGAGCACAAGAAAAUCCGGUUCCAAUUGAGGUGGAGAGAAGAAGAAAGCCAGCAGGUUAAUUAA
Messenger RNA from Striga hermonthica, 1449 nucleotides. NCBI's taxonomy places the organism in Eukaryota, Viridiplantae, Streptophyta, Magnoliopsida, Lamiales, Orobanchaceae. The record is from the annotation of a GenBank genome assembly.